AUGUGCAAGCGCCUGCUUGGCCCCAGCGAUGAUGUCUGGCAGAUUCACUACGAUGCUCUGGCGCGAACUGCUCGCGGCGAAGACAUUGUGCUGAUGAGUGUGGGUGAUCCGGAUUUUGAUACCCCCGAAGAAAUUAUAGAAACCCUGGUCAGCAGAAUCAGGCAAGGCCGAACCCACUAUUCCCCGGCUGAAGGUGAACUGGAGUUGCGUCAGGCCAUUGCGGAUCUGGAAACCAACGGUACCGGCAGGACGUUUACACCUGAUAAUUUUGUUGUGCUGCCUGGUGCUACGGCUGCUAUUUACGCCAGCCUGGCGUGCAUCUGUAAUCCUGGUGAUGAGGUCGUAAUUCCGGAACCCAUGUAUAUCGGGUACCGACCGAUGUUGAGCGCUCUCGGGCUUACCGCACGGACCGUCGCCUUAGAUUUGAAUGAUGAUUGCGCCUUGGAUGUGGAAGCCUUGCUGGCUCAGAUCAAUGCGCGAACCAGAGCGGUACUGAUCAACACACCGGGUAAUCCCUUUGGCAACAUCCUGCCGCGAGAAACGCUGGCGCAGUUGGCCGAGGCGCUUCUGGAGCGAGGGGUUUGGUUGAUCUGCGAUGAAGUUUAUUCGCUGUUCACUUUUGACGAACCGCAUGUAUCGCUGCUCAAAGCGGCCACAGAGCUGGACAAUGUGGUUGUGGUCGACGGCUUGUCAAAAUCUCAUGCGAUGACGGGUUGGCGGGUUGGCUGGGUCGCCAGUCCUGCCAGCCUGACGCGGGCGAUCACGGCGUAUUCCGGUUCAGCUUUUUUUGGCUGUAGCCAGUUUAUUCAGGAUGCAGCCGCUUUUGCACUGGUCCACAACGGCCCCCAUGUUGAAGAGAUGCGCCAAGCUUAUCAACGGCGCCGCGAUUAUGUGUUGCAGCGUCUGGAUAACAUUCCACAGCUGUCUUACGUAAGGCCCAAAGCCGGGAUGUUUGUCAUGAUGGAUGUCAGCCGCAUGAGUAACAGUGGGCUUGUUUUUGCUCAGGAUCUUCUGGCGGCCCAGGGUGUAUCAGUGAUUCCCGGUGAGGGGUUUGGUGAGGUGGCCAGAGACUUUGUGCGCCUCAGUCUGACGCAUAAAACGAACAUGCUGGCACAGGCCAUGGAUCGAAUAGAGCGUUUUGUCGCGGGCUGA
Messenger RNA from Symbiodinium necroappetens, 1152 nucleotides. Lineage: Eukaryota; Dinophyceae; Suessiales; Symbiodiniaceae. The record is from the annotation of a GenBank genome assembly.